GCAAUUCCUCAUUCCAUUCACAGUGUCCUAGUAUUGACUGAUAAGGAGUGUGCUUUUAGACCUCACUGGGACACAGCAAUUCAGAAACUGGAACACUUCAUUACAAACUGCAAGGAGGCCAUUGUCUUUCUGCAAAACAGUCAGCCCACUUACAACCAACAGAACUCUCAAUACUGUGCAAGAAGCGCGUGAUUUAGUCAGUAAACACAAGACAAUAAUGAAGCUUGUUUUGGAAGAGGCCUUGUUAGUAACACUCAGGCUAAAAGGUGGAACAGUCCUUGCAAGACUUAGAAAGGAGGAGUUCUGCCACACAGAACACUACCGAGAUGCCAUGGAGUUUGUAACCAGAUUGUAUAAUCAAGUAGAUGAGGAAGUCCAUAGACUGGUGCUGUUAUCCAAUAAAUGCCUCCAGCAGCUGGGGAAUCUUGGAGAAGCCAUAAAUUUUGAAGAAGACUGUGACCAGAUGUUGAAAAAAAUUACUGAAAUAUGUGGAUUUGAGUGGAAGAGGGAAGUAUAUUGUGGAGAAAUGUUAAUUUUUGCUGGCAGCAUGACCAUGCAAUAUUAUGGGAAAGGAGUGCAACUGGUGCAAGACGAUAGUUCAUUAAAUAUGGAAGAAAAAGUUCAAAUCCUUGAGAAAUACCUGAGUAACAUUAUCAUUCAGACAGAGAGGAGGAAGACUGAGCUGACAAAACUAGUCAAUUUGUGUGAGUUUUAUGAGAUGGUAAGAGAAAUAUGUUUGCAUCUAUGCCUUAAGCUAGGCUUUGUUGAAUAUAAGAGGAAUCAGGCAGGGACAGCAGACAAACUAGUGUUACUUGGCAGUCCCAUACAAUCUCUUGAAGAAUUAAAAUUAGAAUUUGGACAAAUAAACAGGGCAUUUAACUGUUAUCACAGAACAUCAAGGAGCAGAUAACUCAGAGUUCCUGUUGUGGAAUCCCAAAGAAUCAAUUGUGUGACAAGCAGGAGUUGUAUUAAGAGUAAUGUAAAAUUUUCAGCUCAACUGGUUUUCAGCUGAAUUAGACAAAAUUUCUCUAAUGGCUGCAUACAACAUCUCUCCUCUCUCUGCAAGUACAUAUGCAGGAUUUUGAGAAACCUGUACAGUGCACUGUUUCUUAUGUUCUAUCUGAAUAUAUGAUCUCCAUGCAUAUAUGCCUUGCGAGCCAGAAAUUUUGAUC
Aptenodytes forsteri (emperor penguin) is the source of this 1172-nucleotide messenger RNA. RefSeq names its product pleckstrin homology and RhoGEF domain containing G4B (gene PLEKHG4B). The transcript has 6 exons. The record is from RefSeq and is a predicted model, not a curated record. The coding region runs from base 218 to 910 and encodes 230 amino acids. NCBI's taxonomy places the organism in Eukaryota, Metazoa, Chordata, Aves, Sphenisciformes, Spheniscidae.